AUGGCCGCCUCCCCGACGUUAGACGUGUGUGUGAAAACUGCGGACGGAGAAAUGAAUUCUGCAAUGGAAAGGGACGAGUGUUCGGCCACUGAGAAUGGAGGGGAACCUGAAAACAAAGACGUACCCAAACCUGAACCAGAAACGGAGGACAUUUUUAAGAAACCGACUAUUUUCGUUGCACCUUCCCUCACCAGCAAACGCAGCAGUGUGGCUGCUCCGUCCAAACCAACAGCAGCCGAAACAAAAACUCUGACAAAAAAUAACAAAGCUGAAGUUGGUGAUGCUACUAAAGACGAUUCUUCGGGUCCUGUAAAUGAAAGCAAAACCACCGAAAAGGGCCAGGAAGAGGACAAAAAAGACGCUAAAGACAAGAAUGAGGCUCCUGUCAGAACCAAGCCAGAAGCUAAACCCAGAGUGCUUACUCCUAAAGGGCCUCCGUCCGGUAAAUUCCCUCCUAUCCCAUAUACAGAGCCGCACUGGGGUGGCAAGUCUCCGGAUAUCCCCUAUGCGUUGGAAAUCCUUAAAAACGGCACCAUAGUGGACACGGUGCCCCUCACACAGAGAAGUUACUUCGUGGUUGGACGUUUACCUGUGUGUGACGUCUCUUUGGAGCACCCCUCCAUCUCCAGGUAUCAUGCAGUGAUCCAGUACCGCAGGGAGGCUGGAGAGGGGGAGUCUGUCGGAGAGGAGGCGGGCUUUUACAUCCAUGACCUGGGCAGCACACACGGCACUGUGGUGAACAAGAAUAAGAUUCCCCCGAAGACCUACAUCAGAAUACGCGUGGGGCAUGUCCUAAAGUUUGGUGGGAGCACGAGGCUGUUUAUCCUUCAGGGUCCAGAGUAUGAUGAGGAAGCAGAGUCUGACCUAACAAUGACUGAGCUGAGGCAGCGAGCCCAAAAACAGAAGGCAGAGCUGGAGAGGAGGAUGAUGGGAGACGGCUCUGAUGAUGAGGAGGAGGAGAAGGAGGAAGGCCAAGACGACGAAGGCAACAAGGGCCACAGCAAACUGUCAAAUGAAGACUCAGGAUGUUCAUGGGGAAUGGCUGAGGAGGCUGUUCAAGAGGAAGACGAGAACGAGGAAAACCCCUUUUCAACAGAGUUCCACGAGGACCAGGAGGCUGCCUACCUGAAAGACCCAAAGAAGGCUUUGCAGGGCUUCUACGACAGAGAAGGAGAGGAGCUGGAGUUUGAGUAUGAAGACAAAAGCCACGGCAGCUGGCUCUGCAGAAUAAAGCUUCCUGUGGACGAUGCCAUGGGCCGGCAGCUGGUUGCCGAGGUGACCCACACAGGGAAGAAGAAAGAAGCAGCCGUCCAGUGCUGCCUGGAAGCUUGUCGAAUGCUGGAAGCCAGAGGGUUGCUGCGACAGGAAGCAGUGUCCCGUAAGCGCAAGAAGAAGAACUGGGAGGAUGAGGACUACUACGACAGUGAUGAUGACACCUUCCUGGAUCGAACCGGCACUGUGGAGAAGAAGAGGCAGGAGAGAAUGAAAAAGGCAGGAAAGAUUGAGGAGCGGCCUGAGACCUAUGAAUCAUUGGUGGCCAAACUGUCAGAGGUGGAGAAGGAGCUGGCAGAGACUCAGAAAAAGCUCAGUGCUGAUAGGGGAGGCUCCUCCAGCUCCUCCACUGAGGACUCGCUGGAUGCCUUCAUGACCGCAGUGCGGAGCGAGGCAGCGAUAGACGCCGUGGAGCGCAGGAAGCUCCACGUGCAUGCAGCCGACUUGCGCAAAGAUGCUCAGAGGCUCCGCAAACUGGUUGAACUCACACGGCCCGCCCAGAUGCCUUCACUGCUGCCGAGUGGCAACUCGGAGCCAGAGAAGCCUAAAAAGAGCUUGCCGCUGUUUGGAGCCAUGAAGGGAGGAAGCAAAUUCAAACUGAAGACUGGUACCAUUGGGAGGUUGCCACCUAAGCGCCCCAACUUGCCCGCAGAGCUCUUCAACAUGAAAGCGCUUUCGCCUGCUGUGGAAGAGGAGGAAGAGGAAGAGGAGAGUGAGGAUAAUGGUGCUGAAGAGCGUGCGACUGUUCCAGACAUUAAUGUUGACUCUGAAGUGUUCAGCGCAUCCACGUCUCAAGAGAGCACUUCCUCAGGACAGCGAAGGCAGCAACCUGCGCAGUCUCAAAAGCCAAAAGAGCAAAGCUGCAAGCAGAGGAGAGACGAGGAGCCUGCUGAAGCAGCGGAUCAGCUUCCUCAGCGCAGCGGCAACAGCAAGGCUGUGGGCCCAUCCAGUCCAGAGUCCAAAGCUGAAGGAAGCAGAGAGCCAGCAGCAGAGCUCGGCCCCAGAAAGAAUGUGAAGAAGAAAGUGAUGGGCCCCAGCAGGCCACCAGUGCAGCUUUCAGGACAGUAUCCAGAGGACGACCCCGAUUAUUGUGUCUGGAUGCCUCCUGCAGGUCAGACUGGAGAUGGCCGCACAAGCCUUAACGACAAGUACGGCUACUGAGUUCUUGCGUCUCCACUCCGCCAGCUUUUACACAGCAGAUAAUACCUGCAACACAAAGCCUCCAGCCUCCUUAGCCCUGGCCAUUAACCCCCUCAUCCAAUCCCAGGUCCCUGUGUGUGGCUCUGCGUAGGGGAGCCUGAUAAAAUGGGAGCCUGUAGCAGACCAGGCGGAGAUAAUGAUGCUGCACCUUUUAUUUAUCUUUUGGGGAUAUUUGCAUUCUCAGACCGCCAUAAACAAAAAGCACACCAUUCCAGUUAAACUGGCAAGCUUGGGAAAUUGCCCCCCUCAGAGCAGACACUGGGCAGUCAGCCCGCUGGCACUUUUCACCACGGGAAAAUAAUAGAGAUGGGUAGCACUUGAAUUUUGUCCUUUCAUUUGAAUUCUAUAUCAUCCAAGCAGAAAAAGGAAAGGGACAGAGCAGGAGCGGUAACUGAUCUGAAUUCAGCUUUCUGGCCUUGGCUGCUCCUCUUGCAGUUACAUCCACCUGACAUCCAAUCUGUAUCUCUUCCCUAUUUGGCUUCAGUCGAUCGCUGGCAUAACCUUUUUUUUUUCCAAAGGAGAGUGUGUAGCAAGAAGGGAGAAAGAGGGAGAGCAUUGAAGCAGCUUUUCUGACCAUCUGGACACUUGGAUGGCUUACUGGAUGAAACGCAAGCUGAUAAUGACUCAAGCUAAGUGGUGUGUCUCUGUCUACACUGACACACACACACACACACACACACAGCCCAACCUUCUCAAACUUCUCUUUUUAACAAGAUUGUCUUCAUGAGCGAGUCAGCUAUUGGUGUGUGUUUGCCUCGAGCAGGAUUCCUCACUCUGUGAAAUCCCACUCAGUGCUGUUCUGCUGGUUUACUGCCAUACCUUCCACCCUCUUUCCUGUUGUCUGUUCUCAAAACACAAAGAAAUGUAAACUGUAUUUUGUGAUAUAAAUGUAUAAUAAAAUUGU
Chelmon rostratus (copperband butterflyfish) is the source of this 3376-nucleotide messenger RNA. Its product is annotated as solute carrier family 4 member 1 adaptor protein. The coding region runs from base 1 to 2433 and encodes 810 amino acids. Lineage: Eukaryota; Metazoa; Chordata; Actinopteri; Chaetodontiformes; Chaetodontidae. The transcript is spliced from 14 exons. The record is from RefSeq and is a predicted model, not a curated record. Gene Ontology annotation, molecular function: mRNA binding; protein binding.